AUGGGCUACCGCGAGUUCAAAGCCGAUCUAGCUGCCGCAAAGAGCUCAAACUACGAUCGAAUCUCGCGCCUCCGCGGUGGUGAAUUGGAAGGCGAGAUCACUUUCCUCUACGAGCAUGAUGAGCCACUAUGCCAAGUCGAGAUCCAAGUCAUCAUUCAAGAUGUCGAAAACUACCCCAAUAGUCGCGCCGUGCUGCUUUUCACUGUCUCCGAAGACGUUGACAAGGGUUUCAUCGACCGCCUCCAGAGAAUGACGCCUCACCUCGUCCAAAAGUCUAUCCAUGAAGCCAUGACGGAAUUCUCGAGGCAGAUGGCCACUUCCAAGGGUGGAUCGCCCGCUAAAGUGCCUACUGGAGCCAUAUCCCCGGAUUCCGAAGACGAGCUCACCCCUUCACUGCAGUCAGAGCCCUGGGAUUUGUCUGAUUUGGAGUCUGAUGCUGAUGAGGAUAUGUACACGGGUCUCCGCCUCUCCACAAAGAGGGAGACGGAAGAUUAUUCGCCAGUAGCCAUCCAUCAGAGAGAUGCUACAGAUCAACAACGAAAAGACUUGCUUCAAGCAAUGCAUCGUGGAUUUUCCAUCGGCGUCAAUGGCCGCCGCCAGAACCAGCUCGGUGACAUCUUUUCCUUGGCCGUAAAGGUCUCGGAGUUGGGACUCACAGAUAAUGGCCUUGCCUGGGGCUUGAAACCCACCGACUACGUUGUGAUGCUCUUGAAAUUCCCUCAGGGUUACCCUUCGCCUUCAGAGUACCAGAGCCUUCGUGGUAAGCAGUCAGUUGCCCUUGUUCGGUUUGGAAAAUGCUCCUUCGCGAAGCCGUCCAACGUCUCUGCCCAAGCAGCUUUUCACAACGAUGCAAAAGGCAAGGCCCCAGUACGUCAUGCUGCCUAUGACUCGGCAGCAUUCAUCCCACUGUAUCUCUUCAACCCCAUCACGAACAUUCUCAACGAAUACCUUCCAGCCCUAUUGCAAACGCGGAGAGACCUUAGUAUUUCGUGGAGCGAGGCGCAAAUCUUGCAUCACCGUCAAUCAGAAGGCUCUCAUAUUCGAGACGACGCAUACCGCUCCACCACAGAGGACCAUGCGGCCGAAUUGAAGGAUAAACUACCUUCAGCAACACCCACCCACUGGGUCCUAUCCCAGGACGACGCUCUGGUGCACGAAAAUCAGCUCAGCAUUCCCUUGAUUCUCAUGCAGUUUGCACUGCAGAGCGUAAUGAAGAGUGGCAAGUUUUGCAUCAAUUGCCAUGAACACCUGGAGGAGGGUUUUGAGGCUAUGAAGCCGUAUGUCUGCUCACGCCCAUUAUGUCUCCACCAAUACUAUUCAUCCGGCCUUGGCCCAGGCAUCGAGCACGACAUACUCACGGCCCCUUACGUCGUCGAUCUUGUCAUCAGCUUCUUCUAUGCGGCGGUCAUGAGUCGCCGUAUCCGCGAGUUGCCUAUAGGACUCGGACUUAAGACAUUCCGCCCUGGCACUCCCGAAUCCCCGCGCCAGAAUCAUGAGGCAACGGCCUGUUUUGUGACUAGAGCUGCAAAAUGUGACUUUCCUUACCCAGGUUUCCGGAAGGGAGAGAGACUGUUGAUGGUUGUCAGGGAUGAGAAACUCCUUCCUGGAUAUCCAAUCUUGAAAAGCCUUGCCGAGAAACACCUGUGUGAGGUGACAGAUGUAAGCAUGCUUGGGUUCGAUUUCAAUAUCCUCCAGACCUGGUCAGCAAGUUUGGGAGACUUGGUCGAGUCUCAGCAUCAGAAGUCAUGGGGAGGGGCACCACCGAAAAGAAAAUGGAGAAGUGUAUACGUAUACCGCUGCGUCAAUGAGUUUGAUAAUCUCAGAGAGAGUGAGCGUCAUGACGCAUUGCUAAUCAUGACUUGUGGCAUCCCGCCUGUCACCAAAAUGAGGGAGUUUCUGCUGGCAAAUCCCUCCCAGAAGUUGUCUUCUUGGUCUCACCUUGACCAUCCGACUUAUAAACUACUGCAUUGGAUCGUCGCCUCCAACAGAUCACUCAUUGUGUACGAUGACCAUGGGAGAGGCCUAGAAACCCCGGGCGGCACCAAAGUCAUCGGGAUGGAGGAAGGUUGGAUGCAAUUCCGAUUCCUACAGGGCUCCCCAGAGAAAGAAAUCAGAUUCAUGGAGCAGAUAGCAUCCGCGUUUCCCGAAGAUCCAGCAUCUCCCUCCACGGCGAUCCCGACCUUGUUCGCCUUCCAUGGCAGCCCAUUGGGGAACUGGCACAGCAUCAUUCGAUCCAGUCUUGACCACACCCAGAGAGAGAACGGGCGGGCCUAUGGCAAGGGUGUCUAUCUCAGCAACAGGUUUGAUACAAGCAUCCAGUACUGCAGGCCCAAGAACGACAUGGGUUUUAACCCCAUUGUGGAUGAAUACUGGCCGCGUUCAGUGCUGAAGGUUGCUUCUGCGAUUGCCAUUUGCGAAGUGAUCAAUCGCCCAGCUCAAUUCGUGUCAAUGGUCCCACAUUAUGUGGUCGAGGAUAUUGAUUGGAUCCAGUGUAGGUAUCUCUUCGUCAAGGUUGGCGACUCCGUGCCAAGGAUCGAUACCCCAAUCGUGUCCCAGAAUUCACUAGGCUACCUCAGACAGGAUCCUGCCCGGAAGCUCCACGGAAAGCUGGAGAUUCUGAUCCCAACAUCAGCAAUCCCCGUCUCACGCCUGAAGAUGUUCCCUCAUCUUGCCGCUCGAAGUCUUCCAAGUGAUUGGACAAAUGAUCCAGGUCUUCCAAGUGAAUGGACAAAUGAUCCAGGCUCCCAGAAGGAGAGUGAGGCUUUCCAAGGAGAAGACUUGGACGGCCUCCUUGACUCAGCCGACGACAUGAUUGAAUAA
Clonostachys byssicola is the source of this 2820-nucleotide messenger RNA. Lineage: Eukaryota; Fungi; Ascomycota; Sordariomycetes; Hypocreales; Bionectriaceae. The record is from the annotation of a GenBank genome assembly.